This is a messenger RNA of Neohortaea acidophila, 823 nucleotides long. RefSeq lists its product as uncharacterized. The record is from RefSeq and is a predicted model, not a curated record. NCBI's taxonomy places the organism in Eukaryota, Fungi, Ascomycota, Dothideomycetes, Mycosphaerellales, Teratosphaeriaceae. Gene Ontology annotation, biological process: cristae formation. The transcript has 2 exons. Bases 128 to 490 code for a protein of 120 amino acids. Gene Ontology annotation, cellular component: mitochondrial crista junction; MICOS complex.
CGUCACCGACAACAUCAACUUUAUCCCUCGUCCGAAACCCAUUCGAAACAGUCUCCCAAGCUCACGAAUACCUGAAACCACCUCUUCGUUCACUGGCCUACCUGGAAGAGAGCUCUUCGGUGCCGCGAUGGGCUUCACAACCGGCCUGCUCGGCGGCUUCACCCUCACAACCACACUCCUAUACCUCUCAUUAUCCCUCCACGCGCGGAAUCGAGUCCACCAAGCCGCACUCCUCCACCAACAAAGUCUCAUCCUAACGAACCUCGUCGACCCACAACCCGCACUCCCUCCACCAGCCAGCAGAGAAGUACGCGUGGGAAUUUGGGAGACGGCGAAAGACAAAUGGAAUGCGCGGUUAGAAAGCGAGGUGCGCAGGUUGCAGCACAUGGACUGGAACGAGGUGCGGGAGAGGAUGGAGGAGGGCGUGAGCUCGGUGUAUCGGCGGGCCUUUGAGAAGGGGAGGGAGGUUAUCCCGGAUCCACCUAAAUGAUGAAACUCGUGGGAUGCUACUGGAGCAUGCAUUCGACGACGAAGGUUCCCUUCUUAUCCUAGAGUUCACAUGAAGACACACCCGCUGUACGGCUUGGCCUGCAUCUGUCCCGACGAAUUCGCUCGCUUGCCACUCCGAAUCUGGUAACACACGACAUGGCAACGAACCUCACAUUCACGAACCAGUCAGGUGAAUUUCAUAUCUCAUUUGUCUUCAAGGUGAGGAUAUUCGCUCCUCUGCGCGUCAAAGAUGUUCUCCUCUCCUCUCCUUUCUUCUUCCCAGUACUUUCAAUCCAAACUCACUUCACAACAUAUCUCAAACUACAUUCACAAA